Molecule: messenger RNA, 1108 nt
Organism: Quercus lobata
Lineage: Eukaryota; Viridiplantae; Streptophyta; Magnoliopsida; Fagales; Fagaceae
Product: fasciclin-like arabinogalactan protein 12
Exons: 1
Coding region: 97-939 (280 amino acids)
Biological process (GO): plant-type secondary cell wall biogenesis
Cellular component (GO): plasma membrane
Source: RefSeq, a predicted model, not a curated record
UCCUCCAACUGCAAGUGCAAGUACAAGCGCCACUCUUGCAUUUGAAAAUAUCCCAAGCAAAGUUUAGUGCUCCACACAAUAAAAAUAACUUCAAAGAUGACAAAACAGGCUCUCUUCUCCCUGUCAAUUUUACUUGUAUUUCUCUUCCAUUGCAUCACAACUUUAGGCCAGCCCGUCGCAGCUCCAGUCCAGCCUGCCACUCCACCAGUAGUUCAGCCUGCCAAGGCGCCAGCCCCAGUCCAGUCUGCCAAGGUCCCACCUACGAAGAAAGGUGUCCCGGAUGUCUCCAAAAUCCUUGGAAAGGCUGGUGGGUUCACAGUCUUUAUCCGCCUCUUAAAAAGUACCGGAGUGUCUGACCAAUUAUAUGGCCAGCUCAACAAUUCAAAGAAUGGGUUUACCAUCUUUGCUCCUACUGAUGCUGCAUUUUCCAGCCUCAAAGCGGGCACUAUAAACUCUUUGUCCGACCUACAAAAGACCCAACUAGUACAAUUUCACAUAUUAAACACAGUGGUUACUCUGUCAAAUUUCCAAACUCUGAGCAAUCCAGUGCCCACAGAAGCCGGAGAUGCUGGUGAGUUCCCACUAACCGUGACCACUGCUGGCAAUCAAGUGAACAUCUCUAGUGUUCUUGUUAACACCACGUUGGGUGGAACUGUGUAUUCGGAUAACCAGCUUGAUAUUUAUCAAGUGGAUCAAGUGCUUCUUCCUCUUGACAUUUUUAAUCCUAAGCCUAAGCAUAAGGCACCAGCCUCGGCACCAACAUUGUCAAAGCCUAAGUCUUUGGACAAUGGUGCAGAUGUAGAUGCAGAUGCAGACACUCCUUCUGUUGCUGCAAAAGUGGAUGAGUCUGGAGCACUAAGUCUCAAGAGGCAUGGAAAUGGAAUAUUGAUGUCCAUUGGAACUACUCUGGUUGCAUUCAUUGUCACGAAGGGACUUUGAUGGUGUAAAUGUAUUUGCUUGAAAUUCUUAGGUGGGUUCCAACUGUUUCGUGCCGUAUGAUUUUGCUGAGUUGGGGUGAACGGUCGUAAUCUACACCGAGUACUUUCAAAUAUUUGCCGUCUUUCCCUAUCCAAUAUCUAUAAUGCCAGUUUGUGAUGAGAACUUUGUU